CCUCGACUCGUCCAAGACAAAAAAACCGUCUGCCCUGCCUGUGGGCUGUCUGCUGUGUUGCUAUAGCCCAGUCUUCUCUCUCUCACGCGGCACGCGAGCAAGGGGACCGACAGCCGGAGCGCUCCUCAGCCCCUCCGCACCUUCGGGUCUCGCGGUGGCGGCGCCGGCGGGCGCUGCCGAUCGCCGGCGGCGGCCGAGAUGUUGGAGGACCAGGUCGCCUUCCUGCUGCAGAAGUACCUCGGCAACUACGUCCGGGGGCUCAGCAAGGAGGCGCUGAAGAUCAGCGUCUGGAGAGGUGAUGUAGAGCUCACAAACAUGCAACUGAAGCCAGAAGCGCUCAAUUCAUUGAAAUUACCUGUUAGAGUCAAAGCAGGUUUUCUUGGUUCUGUGAAGCUCAAGGUUCCAUGGAGCAGGUUGGGACAAGAGCCAGUUUUGGUUUAUCUUGAUCGGAUUUUUAUACUAGCUGAACCAGCAACACAAGUUGAAGGUUGCAGUGAGGAUGCUGUCCAGGAAGCAAAAAGAAGUCGAGUUAGGGAAAUGGAGAUCAAAUUGUUGGAGCGCCAACAGCAACUGAAAUCUGAACUAAAUUCAUCAUGGCUUGGGUCUUUCAUUGGCACUGUUAUUGGAAAUAUCAAGUUAUCCAUUGGCAAUAUUCAUAUUAGAUACGAAGACGUAGAGAGCAAUCCUGGCCACCCUUUCGCAGCAGGUCUGGUACUUUCAAAGCUUUCAGCAGUUACAGUGGACGACUUUGGCAAGGAGACUUUCGCCACAGGUGGUGAUUUGGAUCGAGUGAAAAAGUCUGUUGAACUUCAGAGUCUGGCGGUGUAUUUUGACUCUGAUAGCAGUCCUUGGAUUGUGGAUAAACCCUGGGAGGAUUUACUUCCAUCAGAGUGGAGUCAGGUUUUUGAGUUUCAGGAGCAGGGCGGUUCCAGAUCUGCUUCAAAAAAGCAUGCCUACAUUUUACAACCUGUAUCUGGCAAAGCAAAAUAUACAAAGAUACAACUUACUGAGGCAAAGAAAACAGGACAAGCAUUGCAAAAUGCUGCAGUUGAUUUGGAUGAUGUUACUCUGUCGUUGUCAAAGGAUGGCUACAGGGACAUGUUAAAGAUGGCUGAUAAUUUCUCUACUUUCAAUCAACGGCUGAGAUAUGCUCAUCUCCGACCAUCUUUACCAGUAAAAUCGGAUCCACGAGCUUGGUGGAAGUACGCAUACAAGGUGGUGACUCAGGAAAUGAAGAAAGCAAGUUGGAGUCUAUCUUGGGAGCAAUUAUUGAGAAAUGCAAGACUUCGGAAGGAGUAUGUAUCUUUAUAUGCAUCCCUCUUGAAAUCUGACAUGAGUCGACUGGUUGUUGAUGACAAUGAGGAGAUUAAGAGGCUGGACCGUGAACUUGAUAUGGAGGUUAUUCUACAGUGGAGGAUGCUAGCUCACAAGUUUGUAGAACAGUCGGUGGAAACAUAUCAGUAUGCUCAACAAAAUAAGAAGCAGUCCUGGUGGUCAUUUGGAUGGGCUGGCUCUUCAAAGGAUGAGGAAGAUUCAAAGAGUUUUACUGAUGAAGAUUGGGAAAGGUUAAAUCGGAUUAUUGGGUACAAAGAAACCAAUGAGUAUAUCCCUGAUCAACAGGAUAUGAAACUGAUGCAAUUUGAUUUUGAAAUACGUAUGAAACAUAAUGCAUCAAAGCUUACCAUUGAUGAUUCGGAGUUCCUUGCUGAUCUCUCGUGUCAAGAUUUCUGCUGCAACUUGAAAAUGUAUCCGGAGGCAAAAAUAUUUGAUCUGAAGCUGGGUUCCUACAGGCUUUUAUCUCCAUAUGGCCUUCUUGCCGAGAGUGCAAGUGCCAUUGAUUCUUUUGUUGGUAUCUUCUCCUACAAACCUUUUGAUGAACAACUAGACUGGACUUUGACAGCUAAAGCUUCUCCUUGUUAUAUAACUUAUUUAAAGGAUUCAGUUGAUCAAAUUGUUGGCUUCUUCAAGAGUAGCCCUACCAUUAGCCAAAACUUGGCACUAGAGACUGCUGUUGCUGUACAGAUGACACUAGAUGAAGUGAAGCGGACUGCUCAACAGCAAAUGACUCGGGUGCUAAAAGAUCAGUCCAGGUUUUCACUGAACAUGGAUAUUGCUGCUCCAAAAAUUACUGUUCCUACCAAGUUCCGACCAGAUGAUGUACAUGAGACUAAGCUUUUGCUUGACCUUGGAAAUUUAGUUCUUCGGACAGAGGAAAUAUGGGAUGCCUAUAGUUCAGAAGAGCAGGAUAUAUAUCUAAACUUCAAUUUGGUGCUUAGUGAUGUCUCUGCAUUUCUGGUGGAUGGUGAUUACCAUUGGAAUGAAACAUCUGAUGAAACAAACUUGUUGCCGGUAAUUGACAAGUGUGGCAUUGCUUUGAAGCUUCAGCAGAUCCAGUUAGAAAGUCCUCUCUAUCCUUCCACAAGACUGGCGAUACGGGUGCCUUCCCUAGGAUUUCAUUUCUCUCCUGCACGCUAUCAUCGUUUAAUGGAAAUUUUUAAAAUUUUUCAAGAUGGUGCUAGUGACAAUAGCAGUUCAGAUCAUGAACACUUGUGGGAUCAUGCUGACUUUGAAGGAUGGUCAUCUCUUCUCACAUGGAAGGGGGUUGGAAACCGGGAAGCUGCUUGGCAACGCAGAUAUUUGCGUCUAGUGGGUCCAUUUCUCUAUGUAUUUGAAAAUUCAAUGUCAACAACAUACAAGCAAUGGUUCAGUUUACGUGGGAAACAAGUUCAUCAGGUACCUACUGAGCUUACAAAUGGCGUGCAUAACAUCCUGGCGCUUCAUGAUUCUGGCCAAGUUAAUCCCAAGAUUCUGGAAGACACUGGUGCUUUAAUUUUGUUGUUUGAUAAUGACGAGGGACGAAAGAUAUGGCAGAGCCGUUUACAGGGUGCUAUAUACCGUGCAUCGGGUUCUGCUGCAAUUUCAAGCUUUCCUGGAGUUGCUCUCCCAUCAGAGGCCCACUCAUUCAAAGGCAGCUUUCCUGAUGUUGCUGACACAGAGAAAUUAUUUGUUGCUGGCAUUCUUGAUGAAUUAAAGAUAUGUUUUUCAUGUGGCUAUGAGAGUAACCACAAACUAAAAAAAGUUCUGCUAGCCAAGGAGAGCAGCCUGUUUGAAUUUCGGGCAGUUGGUGGCCAGGUUGAACUCUCAAUGAAAGGUGGCAAUUUACUGAUAGGAACUAUUUUGGGGUCACUGGAAAUUGAAGACCAGUUUUACUACCCAGGGAGUCCUGUGCCAAGGUUCUUGGCAAGGUCUUUUAUCAAUAGCAUGCAAACCCAAGAAUUCCCAUCUCCUAGUCGAAAGAACAGUGCAGGACCUAGAGGCACCCAAUUGAAGAAAAAUGACAGCGAGGAAAACUUUUUCGAGGCAUCAGAUGAUUUUGAUGAAUUUGAAACACCUAUGCAUCAAGAGAGGACUAUAUCAGACUAUUUUAGCACCCAGAACUUUUUGCCUACUAGUGCUCCUUCCCUACAGCCGCCAACAUUUGAUCGAAUUCCUGAUUUGAUACCAGACACUGAACUUCAAACUGGGGGAUUCACAUUGGAAGGUAGUGGCACUUUCGAUAGUUUUGUGAAAUCUCAGAUAGUGAUUUAUGAUCAACAUUCCCCCCAGUACAACAGUGUGGACAACAGGGUAGUUGUAACUGUUUCCACUUUAUCGUUCUUUUGCCAUCGUCCAACUGUUAUUGCAAUCAUGGAAUUUAUGAAUGCCAUCAACCUUGCAAACGGGUCUGAUACUGAUAAAGAUAAAAACACAUAUCCUGCUACUGUAGAAGAUGGUACAAUUGAGGAAUCUAAGUCUGAUCUGGAACCAGAACCAACCAUAAAACGGUUACUGGCUAAAGGUAAAAGCAGAAUAGUUUUUCAUCUUACAUCCAGCAUGGCAGAGGCACAGAUAUUACUGAUGAAUGAGAAUGGCGAUCGGCUCGCUACUUUAUCACAAAAUAACCUCUCCACUGAUAUAAAGGUGUUCACAUCGUCAUUCAGCAUAAAGGCUGCACUCGGAAAUCUUAAAAUAAGUGAUGAUAGCCUUCUUAGCAGCCACCCUUAUUUUUGGGUUUGUGAUAUGCGAAAUCCUGGAGGUCGUUCAUUUGUGGAGAUUGACUUUAGUUCAUACAAUGUUGGUGAUGAAGACUAUUGUGGUUAUGACUAUAGCCUUGUAGGGCAGCUUUCAGAAGUUAGAAUUGUUUACCUGAACCGUUUUGUUCAAGAGAUUAUCAGCUAUUUUAUGGGACUUGUCCCAAAAAGUUCUGACUCCAUUGUAAAGCUGAAAGAUGAGGAGACUAACUCAGAGAAGUGGGUUAGCAAAACUGAUAUGGAAGGAUCACCUGCUCUCAAAUUGGAUAUUUCAUUCAGCAGGCCUAUAAUUGUUAUGCCCCGUGAAACUGAUAGUAAUGACUUUUUGGAGCUUGAUGUUCUAUACAUUACAGUCCAAAAUGAAUUCCAGUGGAUAGGUGGUGAUAAGAAUGAGAUGAGCGCUGUUCACUUAGACAUUUUAACAGUUACAGUACGGGACAUAAAUUUAGUUAUUGGUAUGAAUAUGGUACGUGGUGAAACCAUAAUUCAAGAUGUGGAAGGUCUCUCCUUUGAACUUCGUAGAUCAUUGCGUGAUCUGAGACAUCAGUUGCCAGCAGUGGAGGCAGCAAUUAAGGUGGAUGUUUUGAAAGCAGCACUAUCCAAUCGAGAAUAUGAAAUUAUAUCUGAAUGUGCAUUGUCUAACUUCUCUGAGACACCACAUCCUGUGCCUACUCUGGAUGAUCCUCGAUAUGGCACUUCCACUACUCCAUCCCAUGUAUCAGCAUCUUCAGAAAGUAUUCAUGACUUGUCCAAAGAUGUGGAAACAUGGAUAACUAAUAAAUUUUCUGUCUCAAUAAAUCUAGUUGAGCUUUCUCUGCAUUCAGGAUCGACAAGAGAUUCUCCUCUGGCGAGCGUUCAGGCGAGUGGUGCAUGGCUUCUCUAUAAAUCAAACACACGGGAAGAGAAUUUUCUGUAUGCUACUCUCAAAGGAUUUUCUGUUUUUGAUGACCGUGAAGGAACAAAAGAUGAGUUAAGGCUUGCCAUUGGGAAAUCAGCAUCUGUUCGGGACACGUCAUCUGUUGAUGGCUAUGAUAAUCCUAACGAACUUGAUUCAGGUGAACGAAGAAUACAAAAAGAUCUAGGCCUUGAGCCAAUCCCCUCGAUGCUUAUUCUUGAUGCCAUCUUCAGAAGAUCUUCGUCUUCUGUCUCUGUAUGUGUUCAGCGGCCCAAGUUUCUUGUGGCACUUGACUUCUUACUAGCAGUAAUCGAAUUCUUUGUGCCAUCUGCUCGGAGUCUUUUAUCCAAUGAUGAAGACAAGGACCUUCUACAUAUGAUCACCCCAGUAGUAUUGGAUGAUCAGAUUUAUUAUCAGGAGCAUUCAACAUUUAGUCUUUCACCUCAGAAGCCCUUAAUUGUUGAUAAUGAGAGAUUUGAUCACUUCAUAUAUGAUGGGAAGGGUGGAAAAUUAUAUUUGCUGGAUAGAGAGGGGAAAAUUAUCUCAAGCCCUUCUGCUGAGAGUUUCAUUCAUGUGCUGGGGUGUAAGAGGUUGCAAUUUCGGAAUGUCACUAUAGUGAAUGGUGAAUAUUUGGACUCUUGUAUCUCUCUUGGUGAUGAUAGCUGUUAUUCAGCCUCAGAGAAUGAUCAUGUCUAUUUAGCUAGAGAAGAUGAUGGGCCCUUGUCGACUCCCAGCAAGGAAAUUGCAGGAGACACUGUUAAAAAUGGAAGUGCUGAUAUAUCGACCGAAUUCAUUAUGGAACUACAGGCUAUUGGACCAGAGCUUACUUUCUAUAGUACAUCAAGGAAUGCCGGUGAAAACUUAGCGCUAUCAACAAAGGUUAUUCAUGCCCGCACAGAUGCAUUUUGCAGGCUUAUAAUGAAAGGUGACAGUAUGGAGAUGAAUGGAAACAUACUUGGUUUAAAGAUGGAGAGUAAUGGCAUCAGAGUUAUAGAACCAUUUGACAUGGCUGUGAAAUAUUCAAAUGCAUCUGGAAAGACAAAUUUGCAUCUGCUGGUUUCUGAAAUAUAUAUGAAUUUUUCCUUUAGUAUUCUCAGACUGUUUUUAGCAGUUGAGGAAGAAAUUUCAGCAUUUCUCAGGAUGUCAUCUAAGAAAAUUUCACUGGUGUGCUACCAGUUUGACAAAGUUGCAACUAUGCAAGGCAAUGCAAAUAAUCAAGUGUUAUCUUUCUGGCGACCACGUGCUCCAUCUGGAUACGCCAUUUUUGGCGAUUAUCUCACACCAAUGAAUGAGCCUCCUUCUAAAGGAGCCCUUGCCCUGAACACAAACAUUGUUAAGGUCAAAAGGCCUUUAUCAUACAAGCUAGUGUGGCAAUCUGGUUCUCCAAAAACAAACGUUUUUAAUCAGAAUGAGGACUCGGAGAAUAAGAUAUCUAUUGCUGACCAGCUCUGCUCUGUUUGGUUACCUGUGGCACCUGUGGGUUACGUUGCAAUGGGUUGUGUUGUUUCAUCUGGGACUGCUGAACCACCUUUGUCUUCAGUUUUCUGUUUAACUGCUUCCUUGGUUUCAUCGUGUAAUCUAAGGGAUUGCAUUGCACUAAGGGAUAAUGCUAACAUGAUCUUCUGGCGAAUUGAUAAUGCUUUUGGUUCCUUUGUACCUGGAGAUCCUGCAAGCAUGAGUGUGCAUGGCAAUGCUUAUGAUCUUCGACAUAUGCUGUUCGACAGUGCAGACUCAUCUUCUAAGACUAUCUCAAGAAGGCAAGAUAGUAGAAAUGAUUCCUCUCAACUAGAGAGAACAGAAUUAACCUCGGGUCGGCUAUUUGACGCGGUGGCAAGCUUUAAACUAAUUUGGUCAAAUAGUGCGACCUCUUCACCAAAAAAGCUCUCAAUAUGGCGUCCAAUGUUGUCUGAAGGAAUGUUUUACUUUGGUGACAUAGCUGUUAACGGGUAUGAACCACCAAAUUCAACUGUUGUCCUUCGUGAUACUGGCGAAGACACUUUUCUCAGAGCUCCUGAAGGUUUUGACCUUGUUGGUCAAAUUAAGAAGCAACGAGGCACUGAGGGUGUAUCAUUUUGGUUUCCUAAAGCUCCUUCAGGUUUUGUGGCAUUAGGAUGUGUUGCAUCUAAAAGUUCUCCAACGAAAGAGGAGUUCAGUUUGUUAAGAUGUAUUAGAAGUGACAUGGUGGCUGGAGGUCAAUUUUCUGAGGAAGGUGUAUGGGAUUCAUCCAAUGCUAGAACAUCUGAAUCUUUUAGCUUAUGGACUGUUGAUAAUGAUGCUGGUACAUUUCUUGUGAGAAGUGGAUAUAGAAAACCUCCAAAGAGGUUUGCACUGAAGCUUGCGGGUCCACCUACAUCAAGCAGUUCAGAUAGCAUCAUUGUUGAUGCCGAAAUUAAAACAUUUUCUGCUGUUUCCUUUGAUGAUUAUGGUGGAAUGAUGGUUCCAUUAUUUGGGCUGUCCUUUGACAGUGUUGGACUAAGUUAUCAUGGUGGUCCUCAUCAUCUCAAUGCAACUGUGAGCUUGUCAUUUGUGGCCAGAUCCUAUAAUGACAAGUAUAGCUCGUGGGAGCCCUUCAUUGAACCAACAGAUGCAUUUCUUAGGUACCAAUAUGACAUGAAUGCACCAGGUUCUCCUGGACAACUCCGUAUUACCUCAACUCGAGAUCUGAAUUUGAACAUAUCUGUUUCCAAUACAAACAUGUUAUCACAAGCUUAUGCUAGCUGGAACAAUAUUAGCUGUGGUGAUGAAUUGUACAGGAAGGAAACCUUUUGUUCUACUGAGCGACCAGUUCUUGAUGUUCAUCAAAGAAGAAGUUAUUAUGUUGUUCCACAAAAUAAACUUGGACAAGAUAUUUACAUAAGAACUGCUGAAAAUAGAAGUUCACUUGUUACUCUGCUGCCCUCUGGGGAUGAUAGGUCUAUAAAAGUUCCGGCUUUAAGGGAUCUAUUGGAUUCUCAUUUAAAUGGAAGAUCUGUUAAAUCAUAUCGGUUGAUGAUAACUGCCAUUCUUGCGGAUGCAGAGGUCAAGGAUGAUGAAGGAUUAGGAAGUGGUGAAUAUAUGACUGCUGUGCGGCUCUUUUCAGAAAACCAUUCCAUAUCUGUUGUUCAGCAACAGAGUGCCCGUACUUGUGCUGCUACUGGAGAACACUCGUCACAGAACACCAGAAAGGUGAACUGGAAUGAAAUGUUCUUUUUCAAAGUCGAACGCGUGGACAGUUAUACUCUGGAGCUUCUUGUGCUUGAUGCUAGUAAAGGUCAACCAGUUGGUAUAUACUCUGCUCCAUUGGAGCAAGUUGUGCAAAAGCUCCCUCCUACCUCUAAUUCGGAUUGUGUCAAAUUUGAUUUGACUUUAGGAGACCUUAUCUCAACUAAGACAGUGGAGCACGAAACUAUUAAACCUAGUGGAAAAAUAAGAUUUGCGGUACUUGUUUCUGGUAGAGCUAGUGUACAACAAGGGAAUAGAGCCAGUCCUGAAAGAAACAAGACUGGAUAUAUUCAAAUUAGUCCUUCAAAAGAAGGGCCUUGGACAAGCAUGAAGUUAAACUAUGCUGUACCUGCAGCAUGUUGGAGGUUUGGCAAUUGUGUGAUUGCUAGUGAAGCAACAGUCAAGGAAGGCAACAGAUAUGUUAGCAUACGUUCCCUUGUGUCAGUUACUAAUACAACCAAUUUCAUUGUUGACUUGCGUCUAAAAGGAAGAAUUUCUCAAAAUGCACGAUCAGAUGAUCAGGGAGAUGGUUUUGAUAAAGAGGAUCAAAUCCAGAUUGGAAUGCUGGAGCCCCAUUCUACUGUUCCAGUUCCACUAUCAGGCCUCUCACAUCCUCUUGUGUCCUAUAUGUUGCAGCUGAGGCCAGCAAACCAUCAUGAUCAUGAAAAUUACUCUUGGAGUGAUGUCCAGGAGAGGCGCAGUCAAACUGAGUUUAGAAAGGAGGAAAUCCUAGAUAUAUGUGUAUCAGAUCUGUAUGAAUCAGAAAACUUGCUAUUCUGCUCACAGGUAGAUGGCACCUCCAGUUCUUGUCAUGGACUAUGGUUCUGCUUGAGUAUAGAAGCCAAGGAAAUAGGCAAAGAUGUUCACAUGGAUCCAAUAUAUGAUUGGUGCAUCAUUAUCAAGUCCCCGUUGUGUUUGACAUACUAUCUUCCCAUUUCUGCACAUUAUACUGUCAGUUCUAGCCACCUUGACAAUGAAGAUUCAAGUUGUUCCCUUGGUACCUUAAGUCCUGGUGAGGCUGUAAAGGUCCACAAUGUUGAUCCAAGAAACCCUUUGUACUUAUCCCUUGUUCCACAUGGAGGAUGGGAACUAAUGCAUGAGCCUGUUCUUAUAUCACAUCCUACCCAAGCACCUUCCAAAUUUAUCAAUCUAAGAAGCUCUUUAUCUGGAAGGGUUGUACAGAUUCUGCUUGAACAAAGCAGUGAUAAUGACUAUUUGAUGGCGAGGCUUAUCAGAAUAUAUGUUCCCUAUUGGAUAUCUUUUGCUAGAUUGCCUCCACUUACUCUGCGUCUUGUUGAUAUUUCUAGAAGGAAAGAGAAGAGGCGGCUUCUUGCACGUUCACAUUUGGAAAGGGCUGAGAAGCACCUCUAUGAUAUAAAACAUGAUGAAUUGGUUGAGGGAUACACUAUAGCGUCUGGAUUAAAUUUUAAGGGAUUAGGACUUCUAUCGUCUGUCGGUGGACAUGGAGGACGGUUUGGAUCUGUGAAAGAAUUGUCGCCUCUUGGUGAUAUGGAUGGAGCAGUUGAUCUUUCUGCCUAUGAUGAUGAUGGAAAAUGUAUGCAUAUUCUUCUUUGUUCAAAGCCAUCCUCGUAUCAAGCUGUUCCAACAAAGGUUAUCCAUGUACGCCCGUAUAUAACAUUCACAAACAGGAUCGGACAAGACUUGUACUUAAAACUUAGUGUUGAAGAUGAGCCAAAGGUCCUACAUGCAUAUGACUGGAGGGUUUCCUUUAUGUACUCCGAGGGGACUACUGACAAACUGCAGGUCCGACUGGUGGAUACAGAAUGGUGUCAACCUCUGGAGAUAGUAAAAGAAGAUACUAUUGUUAUAGCAAUGAGAAAGCAAGGUGGUACUCAGAAAUUUGUAAAAGCUGAGAUACGUGGCUAUGAGGAAGGUUCAAGGUUCUUGAUUGUAUUCCGCCUGGGGCCUGCAUAUGGACCAAUCAGGAUUGAGAAUCGGACGAGUAGUACCACAAUCAGUACUCGUCAGUCUGGUUUAGGGGAGGAUAGUUGGAUCCAAGUGAAGCCACUUGCAACCAGAAAAUAUUCUUGGGAUGACCCAUAUGGACAGAAAGUUAUUGAUGUUAGCGUUGAUAAAGGCGAUGAUACUUGUGUUCUAUGUGUUGACCUGGAAAACCCUAUUGGAAGUUCCACUAGUUUUAGGGAACAUGGCCUCAUGUUUAGUAUUGAGACCAGUGAUAUUAAGAUACUGAAGUUUGCAGAAUACCUAAGGAAAGAGGAAGUAUAUGGAUUGCCUGGAUCUGAACUGACUGAUCACCACGGAUCGGCAUUGAAGGAAAAUGAGACAGAGCCAGGUGCUGGACCCUUGGAGCUUAUUGUUGAACUUGGAGUUGUUGGAAUAUCUUUGAUUGAUCAUAAGCCAAGAGAGCUUUUAUACUUGCAUCUGCAGAAGGUUUUCGUUUCAUACAUGACUGGUUAUGAUUCUGGGACCACUAGCAGGUUUAAAUUAAUUCUUGGCCAGUUGCAACUAGAUAAUCAGUUGCCACUGUCUACAAUGCCUGUUGUUUUAGCUACCGAGAGCAGGCCUGAUUCAAAUCGUCCUGUUUUCAAAGCAAACGUUGCUGUUAGCAAUGUAACUUCUAAUGGCAUUCAAGUUUACCCACAUGUCUAUAUCCGGGUAACCGAUCAAACAUGGAGACUGAACAUUCAUGAACCUAUUAUUUGGGCACUGGUUGACUUCUACAACAAUCUUCGUUUUGUCACCACCAGCAACAACACAACUGUAACGGAAGUGGAUCCUGAGAUACGAAUAGAGCUCAUUGAUAUUUCAGAGAUAAGGCUGAAAAUAUCUCUGGAAACUGCGCCUAAUCAAAGACCUCGUGGUGUCCUAGGCAUAUGGAGCCCCGUCCUAUCUGCUGUGGGUAAUGCAUUCAAGAUUCAGGUGCAUCUGCGGAAGGUCAUGCACAGAAGCCGUUUUAUGCGAAAGAGCUCCAUCAUCCCUGCUAUCAUGAACCGAAUCAAGAGAGAUCUGAUUCACAAUCCACUGCAUCUAAUCUUCUCUGUGGAUUUUCUUGGAGUGACAAAAUCAACUUUAUCAUCACUUAGUAAAGGAUUUGCAGAGCUCUCUACUGAUGGGCAAUUUCUUCAGCUGAGAUCAAAGCAGGUUUGGUCAAGGAGAAUCACUGGUCUUGGUGAUGGGCUAGUUCAAGGGACUGAAGCAUUUGCUCAGGGUUUGGCUUUUGGGGUUUCUGGUGUUUUAAGAAAGCCAGUUGAGAGUGCCAGACAGUAUGGUGUUGUAGGCAUUGCACCUGGUAUUGGCCGUGCUUUUGUGGGUUUCAUUGUACAACCUUUAAGUGGGGCUCUGGAUUUUUUUUCACUGACGGUUGAUGGAAUUAGUGCGAGUUUUAUGAGAUGUGUCAACAUUUUAAGUAACAAAUCUGUUCCGCAGAGGAUAAGAGAUCCUCGCGCUAUCCAUCAAGAUGUUAUAGUAAGAGACUAUGACAAAGUUGAAGCUGCUGGACAGAUGGCCCUUUACCUGGCAGAAGCCAGCAGAUAUUUUGCAUGCACAGAUUUAUUCCGGGAACCUUCGAAGUACGCAUGGUCUGAUUACUAUGAAGACCAUUUUAUUUUACCAAACCAUAGGAUUGCUUUAGUCACUAAUAAGCGGGUGAUGCUGCUUCAGUGCCUGGAUCUAGAUAAAAUGGACAAGAAACCUUCCAAAAUACUUUGGGAUGUUCCUUGGGAAGAAGUACUUGCAUUGGAGCUAGCAAAAGCUGGGUAUCAGAGGCCUUCACAUGUAAUUAUACAUCUGAAGAAUUUUAGGAGGUCAGAGAACUUUGUAAGGCUUAUUAAGUGUAACAUUGAUGACGAACAGCAACCUCAGGCUCUUUCACUUUGCUCUUCAAUUCGGAAAAUGUGGAGAUCUCACCAGGCAGCAAUGAAAGUUAUACCAUUGAAGGUUCCAUCAGGCCAGCACCAUGUGUAUUUUGCAUCAGAUGAUGAUAAUAGGGAAUCCCACAGUCUAUGUAGGCCUUUGCUAAGCUCGAGAGGAACAUCUACUGAUGUUGAGCAACAACUCAUAAACAAUACAGUUAACUUCCAGAAAAUGUGGAGCAGUGAACCAGAAAUUCAGAGCCGAUGUAAACUAGUUGCCAAACAGAUUGCGGACGACGGAAGGGUGUUUAGCAUAUGGAGGCCUCUGUGCCCUAAUGGGUACAUCUCAAUUGGUGAUGUUGCUCAUGUUGGCACCCAUCCACCACAUUUUGCUGCUGUAUACAAGAACAUCAAUGGGAACUUUGCACUGCCGGUUGGCUAUGACCUGGUUUGGAGAAACUGUGCUGAGGAUUACAGGAACCCUGUGUCAAUAUGGUUUCCAAGGCCACCGGGGGGAUACGUAUCUCUUGGGUGUGUUGCUGUCCCUUCAUUCGAGGAGCCCCCUCUUGACUGUGCUUUCUGUGUGGAUGAGAGACUCACGGAGGAUGCGGAGUAUGAGGAGCAAAUCGUAUGGGCAUCAUCUGAUGCUUACCCAUGGGGAUGCUAUAUCUACCAAGUUCAGAGCGCCUCACUGCAUUUCAUGGCACUUCGUGUCCCAAAAGAAAAAUCUGAGCAAAGGCCCAAGAAGAUGUUGGAGUCAUUAUUUGUGCAGCGAGCAUCAGAGACUCCAUGUCAAGACAAGCAAACGUGCCGUGCAUGAAGAAGGUGUACAUAAUACAUAUACGUGCGUGGAAGAAACUCGACUGGGACAAAGGACUGAGAGUCUCGUGCAAGAAAGCUCGAAGAAAGCCGCUGCUUUCGGACCACUGCAUUUCUCCGUGGUCAAAGCAUACACAGAGCCUUGCAUCCCAACACUUUAGUUGGCAGCAAGUUUUGUAAACUAGAGUAGUAGGUUGAAAGUUGUAAAUAUAAAAUAUUGUAACGUUUGGUAUAGUUUUUGUCCAGCAUUACAUGAUAAUAGAAAUGUUCGGAUGGAUAAUUAUCACGCAUUGUGUCUGUGAUUUGCGCUCUUAAAAUGUUACUCUCUUAAUUUCAAUUUGUAAAUUAUUUUGAUUUU
Molecule: messenger RNA, 13176 nt
Organism: Sorghum bicolor (sorghum)
Lineage: Eukaryota; Viridiplantae; Streptophyta; Magnoliopsida; Poales; Poaceae
Exons: 63
Coding region: 199-12819 (4206 amino acids)
Biological process (GO): protein retention in Golgi apparatus; protein targeting to vacuole
Cellular component (GO): extrinsic component of membrane
Source: RefSeq, a predicted model, not a curated record